GCUAUCGGUAUGCCGUAAUUACACGUGUACUCCGUAUUCUAUACUCCCUCCGUACACCCUCACUCGUCCCAUUUCUCAACCUGAUGUCAACCCUUUUUCUCUCUCCCUACUUUAGUCUCGGCACCGUAGCUCAACACCAACACGUGCGUCUUUGGUCUCACUCGAAAUUGGGUUCUUCACUUUUGGCUCACUUAACCCCUCCACCCCUCCAAACCUGGAACCCUCCCCCACCCCUCUUCCCUCAAAACGGAUGGGGAUGAUCAAGUUUGCCCCUCAUUGUCCCCGUGUCUUUUCAUCUCUGCCUCCCUUACCACCAGCCUAGAGAAUCGUAACGAUGAGCGCUCCCCAGACCCAACUGCCUUCGAGGGCAGCAACAACGGCGACGACCAGUUCCACCCUCACCAACGAGGGUGGAGUCACCGACAUUGACCUCACCACGACAGCCGGACUCCUUGCCGAGCGGCUUCAGGCGUGGAAGCAUGCCGUCGUCUACCUCGAGGACUACAUGGGUGCCAUUGAGAAGAUCCACCGCGCUCAAGCUAAGGAAUAUGAGCGGGCGCUGAAAUCCAUCUCGAGUCCCCUCAGGGAAGGCCAUCACUUUGACCAGAGCCUCGGCGGUAUCGCCGGCUUCUUCGAGAACCUGCGCGCCAACACCCAGUCCCUCAUCAACACCAACCUCGAGACCGAGAAGAGCAUCAAUGGCUCCGUCCUCCCCGUCCUCGAACGCCUCCACAAAGAGAUCAAAGCCAAGUCCAAGGAGCUCACCAGCGGAGUGAACAAGACCGCGAAGGAAGUGGAAAAGGCCCGCAGCCACACCCAGAAGCACAUCGAGCUCCUCGGGCAGCAGACCGCCACUUUCGAUUCCGUCGGCGGCCGCAUCCAGGGCGUCGAUGACCCGUACGUCGUCAACCGCGGCGUCCUCCAUCGUCUCCACAAGCAGGUCCUCGAGGAGAACAACAACCGGAACGACCUCAUCGCCGUGCAGAACAACUUCGAGUCCUUCGAGGCCCACGUCGUCGAGGUCAUCCAGCAGGCCAUGGAGUCGUUCACCCUGCUCGCCGGCGGCCAGGGCGAGAAGACCCGCGCCCUCCACUACGACAUGCUGCAGGCCGUCCAGCGCGUGCCGCACGAGUUCGAGUGGAAGGGCUUCCUCGCCCGCUGCGCCGACCGCCUCGUCAACCCCGACGGCCCGCCCAAGUCGGUCGACACCGUCGCCUUCCCCAACAUGGACCACCCGUCGACCAAGGCCCUCAUCGAGGGCUCCCUCGAGCGCAAGUCGCGCAACAAGCUCUCCUGGGGCUACUCCACGGGCUACUACGUCGUCACGCCGGCCAAGUUCCUCCACGAGUUCAAGGACUCGGACAACGCCCGCCACGACCCGCACCCCGAGCUCUCCAUCUACCUGCCCGAGGCCGUCAUCGGCACCCCGAGCGGGGACAAGUUCAGCGUCAAGGGCAAGGACCGCAGCAAGGGCAUGAGCGCCAAGCUCAGCGGCACGUCCGAGCUUGCCUUCAAGGCCCAUACGCCCGCCGACGCGCAAAAGUGGUUUGAUAUCAUCCGCAACGUGGCCGGUGCCACCGGGCCGCAGGAGCCGCAGUCUCCCACGUCGCCCGUCCUGCAGGGAGAGAGCAAGUUUGUCUCCUCGAAUCCGACGACACCUGCCACCGAGAGCCCUCCCGCAGCUCCCGCGGCUUCCGCGGCUCCUGCUGCUUCGGAGGCUCCUGCUUCUUCGGAGGCUCCUGCAGCUCCCGCGGCUACUGCAGCUUCACCGGGAAGCGAAAAGGCCCAAGAAACCGGCAUCACCGGUACUGAACCGCCAAGCAUCAGGUAG
Messenger RNA from Sodiomyces alkalinus F11, 1831 nucleotides. Its product is annotated as PH domain-containing protein. The coding region runs from base 335 to 1831 and encodes 498 amino acids. NCBI's taxonomy places the organism in Eukaryota, Fungi, Ascomycota, Sordariomycetes, Glomerellales, Plectosphaerellaceae. The transcript has 3 exons. The record is from RefSeq and is a predicted model, not a curated record.